Messenger RNA from Colossoma macropomum (tambaqui), 1479 nucleotides. RefSeq names its product glycine N-acyltransferase-like protein 3. NCBI's taxonomy places the organism in Eukaryota, Metazoa, Chordata, Actinopteri, Characiformes, Serrasalmidae. Gene Ontology annotation, cellular component: mitochondrion. The coding region runs from base 414 to 1247 and encodes 277 amino acids. The transcript has 5 exons. Gene Ontology annotation, molecular function: glycine N-acyltransferase activity. The record is from RefSeq and is a predicted model, not a curated record.
UCCUGUUAGCCAACAUACAGAAGCUUUAUCGCCUCAGCCGUUAGUGACGUAUUCAACUUUAAACUGAAAACUAACGUUACCGAGUAAAGAAAGCGGGAUGUAAAGAACCGGUGAACGGACUAAAUCUGAGGACUGAACUGGACUUCAGGAACCAAACGGACUCGGACUUUAAACGGCAAAAUGCUGUGAGGUUCACCAGAAAGUUACCGGGUCAUUAGCAUUUCCGAGAUAGCAUAGUUAGUGUUUACCGUUAGCCUCGUACAUUAACUUAAAGCCUGACUCGGAGCUGUAAAUCAGUAACAGCUAAGACGUUGAUUAUCUUUCUGGUGGAUCUUCUCAGCUUGUUUCUGUUCACGGCUGGAACAGAGAUUGAACUCGGGCUGCCUGCGAGCAGGAGACUUUAAUACAGAGCGAUGAAGGUGCUGACCAAAGAGGAGCUGAAGCCGGCAGAGAAGACCCUCAGACUGAACCUGCCGAGGUCUCAGCAGGCGUAUGGAUUUGUUGUUUUGAUAAAUCGAGUGGAAGCCGACCCUAUAGAUGUGCUAGUGGACCAGUGGCCUGACUUUAGUGUGCUCCUCGUCAGACCAAUACAACAGGAGGAAGCAGAUCUUUAUAAAGGUGUUUGCAUUUUUACCAAAGACGAUGUUUCCCUCAAGAACGUGCUACUUGGGACGGACAUUCUUGACUGGACGCAGUACCUCUGUCUAAGUUUUGAUCUCCGCUAUGAACAGACAAUAAAGGCUGUAGCAGCAAACAGAGGCGUGACAGGGACCAGAAUGUCUGUGUGCCACAUGAUGACCCUGCAUGAUCCCUCUGACCUUCCAACUGACAGGCUAUCAGUACAGGUGUCAUCACUCCAGGAGUCUCACACUGCUCUGGUCAACAGUACGUGGAAGUUUGGCAGUGGAGAAUCCAGUGAACGAAUGAUUAGGAACAUGAUCCUGAAUUUCCCUUCAUGUUGUGUGUUGGACUCAGAUGGUCAGCCAGUGGCAUGGAUACUGACCUAUUCUUACUGUGCAGUGGGAAUACUGUACACAAUGCCAGAGCACAGAAGGAAAGGUUAUGCCAAAGCCCUGGUCAGUAUAAUGGCAAAGAAGCUCCAUUCGGAGGGCUACCCAGUGUACUGCUUCAUUGAGGAAGAGAACAAGCUGUCUCACAGGCUCUUUGCAAGUUUGGGUUUCACUGAGGACCCAUCUUACAGGGUUACCUGGUACAGCUUCAACGAGAUGUUUCUCAAUCCACAGUAACAUGUUAGUCUCUUGGUUACCCUUUUUACCCUUUUUUAUUUCAUAUCCCCAUGGUUUCUGAGUACUGCUGCUUUUUAUGCUUUACUCCAACAGAUUGUGAUACUAAUAUCCUGAUAUGAACACUACCCUGAACGAUACAAAAUAAUGAGUUGGUACAGCCUCUGUCUGGAUGAGAAUAAAAGUUAAUAAUGCUGAUGCCAAACAUCCAUAUUAAAUCUAACAUGUGACAGCA